GGGAAGGUGGGGGCAUGCGGCCACCUGCGUGUAACUCCUCCAGCCUGGAGCACGGGGUGUGCCCGGUGGCUGGGCUGGGCCUGCAGGGAGCCUGCCUCCCUCUCAGCUUAAGUCCUGAUCGGCAGCGAUCCCGGAGUGUCACUCCUCAGGUGUGAGUGCGUGUGUAGGUAGCUGGCUGCCUUCCUGGCCCCCUCUGCAGGUGGCUCACAGGCCAGGCAGCCAUGACUGAUGAGAAGGCCUUCCGCAUCGGCUUCAUCAUGCUGGGGCUCUUUCUGCUGGCCCUUGGCACGUUCCUCAUGAGCCACGACCGGCCCCAGGUCUACGGCACCUUCUACGCCAUGGGAGGCAUCAUGGUGAUCGGGGGCGUCAUCUGGAGCAUGUGCCAAUGCUACCCCAAGAUCACCUUCGUACCUGCUGACUCUGACUUCCAAGGUGUCCUAUCCACCAAGGAGAAGACACUGGGCCUUCUGGAGAGUGGGCUUGCUGCUGAGAUGAAGAGCCCCCAGCCCCCCUACGUCAGGCUGUGGGAGGCAGCUGCCUACGACCAGAGCCUGCCUGACUUCAGCCACAUCCAGAUGAAGGUCAUGAGCUACAGUGAGGACCCCCGCCCCCUCCUGGCCCCGGAACCCGGACAGCGGCAGCCAGGAGCCAGCGAUGGAGGAGAAAGUGGCCCUCGUGAUCCUCAGGGCUGGCUGGAAGCCGCCGUGGUCAUCCACAGGGGCUCGGACCAGGAUGAGGGAGAAAGAGACCCAAGUCAGGGCAGACACAGCCCCCCGACCUGUCCCCAGAGUCCUGCACCCUUGGCCUCCUUCCAAGAUGACCUGGACGUGGACUCCAGUGAGGGGAGCAGCCCCAGCCCAUCUCCACCUGAGGAAGCGGAACCUCAGCCCCCGCCUCCAGAGUCCUGGACCUGCAGGUGCCAGCGGGACCGCUUCCACGACUUUGCCCUGAUUGAUGCCCCCAUGACGGAGGAUGUGCCUCCAGAGAAGCAGCGACGGGAGGCAGCCACGCCUAGCUCCCAGCAGAGGUCCCCAAGGACAAAAGAGGAAGAAGAGGCUUCAGACACAGGCACAGAGGGGCCGGCACAGGAAGAGGAAGACCUGUACUAUGGGCUCCCCGACAGCCCCGGGGAUCCCCUCCCAGACAAGGAACUGGGCUUUGAACCUGAGGCCCAGGGCUGACAUGGAACUGCUCCUGGGGUUUCAACCUGGCUCCAGCACCAAUCUCCGUGUGACCUCACAGGGCUUCCAUUUCACUAACUACAAAAUGGGGUUUGAUUUUGCAGACUCUCAGUGGGCCGAGAGCACUUUGAGAAUCACACAGAGAGAUGAUUACAUUACUGGGCCAUUGCUGUUUCAAUUAAUACUUUUUUUGUGGA
Messenger RNA from Capra hircus (goat), 1378 nucleotides. It is a transcript of the gene BSND, whose product is annotated as barttin CLCNK type accessory beta subunit. Gene Ontology annotation, cellular component: basolateral plasma membrane. The coding region runs from base 222 to 1181 and encodes 319 amino acids. Gene Ontology annotation, molecular function: chloride channel regulator activity. The record is from RefSeq and is a predicted model, not a curated record. NCBI's taxonomy places the organism in Eukaryota, Metazoa, Chordata, Mammalia, Artiodactyla, Bovidae. The transcript has 4 exons. Gene Ontology annotation, biological process: chloride transport.